Messenger RNA from Pyrus x bretschneideri (Chinese white pear), 755 nucleotides. RefSeq lists its product as uncharacterized. NCBI's taxonomy places the organism in Eukaryota, Viridiplantae, Streptophyta, Magnoliopsida, Rosales, Rosaceae. The transcript has a single exon. Bases 107 to 613 code for a protein of 168 amino acids. The record is from RefSeq and is a predicted model, not a curated record.
AAGUCAACCCACACCAACCCACUCUCUGUACCAAAUAUUCUCCCGGAAAAAAAUAACAACAAAACAAAAUUUCGGAGAGUGAAAAAAAAAUCGGGAGAAAAACAUCAUGUCACGCACAGGAAUUAUUGCCGUCAUCGUCCUCCUAUCAACGUUCUCCACGUCACCAACUCUCUCUGCCGCUGCCAACGGCGGCGAAUCGCGGUCUGUGUACGACGCAAUCGAAGACUUUAACUUUCCGAUGGGUCUGCUCCCGAAGGGCGUCACCGGAUACGAGCUCGACGGCAACGGAAAAUUCCGCGCGUAUCUGAACGGCUCCUGCCGCUUCUCGCUGGAAGGGUCGUACCAGCUCAAUUACAAGUCCACUAUUACCGGCACGAUCUCCCAGAACAAGCUCUCCUCGCUGACCGGGGUGAGCGUCAAGGUCCUGUUCCUGUGGCUCAACAUCGUUGAGGUCACCCGGAGCGGCGACAACCUCGAGUUCUCGGUGGGGAUCGCGUCGGCGGCGUUUUCGAUCGACAAUUUCUAUGAGUGCCCGCAGUGCGGCUGCGGGUUGGAUUGCGUCAAUGGCGGACAAGUAAGGAAGAUUAAAAUGCCUCUUGUUUCUUCGAUUUGAAUUGGGACUUGGGGCUGCGGAGGAGGGAGGGUUUUAGGGAUUCGGAAUUAUAGGUAGUGUUUGUUCACACCUUGAUUUCUUAAAGAUUAUGGAUUUAAUGCUUUCAAUAAUUUUCAUUUAUGCAGAAAUAAUUUUUGUUUUA